AUGUUAUCCUUCACAACAAGGCAUAUAUACUCAAGGACGAAAGUGAUCAAAUGUGGAAGGGUGCAAAUAGUAUUGCAAGCAUCUAGGCAAGUGCACACAUAUAUAUUUAAAUGUCUAACAGAAUAUAUCCUCUUGACUACUCAUUUGUAUUGUAGAAGUACAUCUAUACAGAAGGAUGAAGAAUACCAAUAUAUUAAGAAAAGUAAAACUCCUACAAUGCAUUUUCAACCAUCUCUUCCACGGUUGCCUAUUCCUAAACUAAAAAAUACUUGUCAGCGAUAUCUAAAUGCACAGAAGCCUAUAUUAUCUAAUGAGCAGUUUGAAAAGACAACAUCCUAUGUCAAUGAUUUUCUGAUCAAAGAUGGUAUUGCUUUGCAUGAACAACUUGUUGAAAAAGAUUCUAAAAAUCUUCAUACCAGUUAUAUUAGUGAACCAUGGUUUGACAUGUAUCUUCGAGACCGUAAACCUUUACCUAUCAAUUACAAUCCAUUCUUAGUUUUUGUACCAGAAGAAAAGUCAGAAUAUAAUAUACAGUUAGUUAAAGCUACAAACUUAAUCAUAUCAUCACUAAGAUUCAUGAGAGCAUUAAAAGAGCACAUUUUACCACCAGAGGUAUAUCAUUUAAAUCCCAAAAAGUCUGAUACUGAUCUAUUUCGUACUGUCACAAGAUUGCUUCCAUCCCGGUUUAGUUGGUAUGGAGCAUAUUUAUUUAAGGCUUUUCCUUUAGAUAUGUCACAGUAUCCGAAUUUAUUUAAUUCAACAAGAUUACCAAAAUUAGAAAAAGAUGAGAUAUGUCGAGAUGAAUCGGGUCGGCAUGUGAUUGUAAUGAGGAAAGGAUAUUUCUAUUCUUUUGAUGUAGUAAACGAAAAUGGCCAUAUUUAUGAAUCAAAAACAAUAGCAGCAUGUAUAAAGACAAUUUUAGAAGAUGAUAGAGCAACCAAUAAAUGUUCUAUUGGAGUACUAACGACUGCAGAACGUAAUUUGUGGGCUGAUACUAGAGAGCAUUUGUCACGAGUUGGCAACCAAGAACUUCUAGAAAAAAUAGAUUCUGCCAUAUUUAUGAUGAUAUUGGAUGAUACACAUAUCGGCACCGAUUAUAAUAAAUUACUUGGAACAUAUCUCCAUGCAGAUGGAACAAACAGAUGGUUUGAUAAAUCAUUCUCUUUAAUCGUGACGCAAGAUGGAUAUGCUGGAAUAAAUUUUGAACAUUCUUGGGGUGAUGGGGUUGCAGUCCUCAGAUUUUUUAAUGAUGUAAAAGAUGAUGUAUCUAAAAAACCGAGAUUCCAUCCUACUGAUGUUCAUCACAUUCAGAAAGGAGCAAUGAUCAAUUUUAAGAAACUUGAAUUUAAGGUAGAUAAUAAGAUACAAAACACUAGUGACGAACAAAAGAUAAAUUAUAAAGAAUGGACAAACCAAUUAAGUAUUGAUCAUGUUAUAUUUGACAAAUUUGGUAAAGAUCAGUGUAAAAAAUUUGGAGUAAGUCCUGACGCAAUUAUGCAAUUGGCUUUCCAGUUAGCUUUAUAUUAUCAAAAAAACUGUGUAGUGCCAACAUAUGAAUCUUGUAGUACUGCAGCAUUUAAGCAUGGACGAACAGAAACUAUUAGAUCCUGUACAGUGGAAACAAAAAUAACAUGCGAAGCUAUAGCUCAAAAAAGUAACAAUUUAUCUAAGUCUGAAUUGAAGCAAUUAAUAAUUAAUUGUAGUAACAGUCAUAAUACAAUCACUAAAGAUGCUGCUAUGGGGCAUGGAUUUGAUCGACAUUUGUUUGCAUUAAAAAAAAUUUGUGAACAAUUAAGUACACCCAUGCCAACAAUUUUUAAAGAUCCAGCAUAUGAUUAUAUUAAUCAUAACAUUCUAUCCACAUCAACUCUUUCAAGUCCUGCUGUACUUGCUGGUGGAUUUGGACCAGUGGUGAAUGAUGGAUAUGGAAUCGGAUACAUGAUUCAAGAUCAAAAACUGGGAGCUAUUGUAACAAGUUACAGCAAAUAUUGUAAUUCUAGUGAGUAUGUAAAAUGUUUAGAACAGGCAUUUAAAGAUAUUCAUCAAAUAUUGAUUCAGUGACCAAAACACUGUUGUGUACCUACAAUCAAUAGUAAUUACUGUAUUGAAUGUCA
Dufourea novaeangliae is the source of this 2114-nucleotide messenger RNA. It is a transcript of the gene CPT2, whose product is annotated as carnitine O-palmitoyltransferase 2, mitochondrial. The record is from RefSeq and is a predicted model, not a curated record. The transcript is spliced from 6 exons. Gene Ontology annotation, cellular component: mitochondrion. The coding region runs from base 1 to 2061 and encodes 686 amino acids. NCBI's taxonomy places the organism in Eukaryota, Metazoa, Arthropoda, Insecta, Hymenoptera, Halictidae. Gene Ontology annotation, molecular function: carnitine O-palmitoyltransferase activity. Gene Ontology annotation, biological process: fatty acid beta-oxidation.